Molecule: messenger RNA, 1422 nt
Organism: Nicotiana tabacum (common tobacco)
Lineage: Eukaryota; Viridiplantae; Streptophyta; Magnoliopsida; Solanales; Solanaceae
Source: RefSeq, a predicted model, not a curated record
AUGACAAAUCAAGUUAUCAUAGGAGCUCUCUUCCAGGAAGGAACUUCACAAGUUAGACCACCAUACUUCAAUGGACAAUAUUUCUCUCACUGGAAAGUGCGUAUGGAGAUCUAUGCCAAGGCAUACGAUGUUAAAGUUUGGAGAGUCAUCAAAAAGGGGAACUAUCCCCUGCCAGCCGCUACCCCACUACUUGUUGAUCCUGAAGAUAUAGAUUCAUACACAAAAAAGCAAAUAGAAGUGGUACAAAUUAACAAUAAAGCGAGAAACCUGCUUUAUAAUGCCAUAAGUGGUGAAGAAUAUGAGAAAAUCUCUAGCUGUGACACAGCCAAAGAAAUAUGGGACAAGCUUGAGGUCACAUACGAAGGAACCAACAAAGUAAAGGAAACACAUAUCAACAUGUUGGUUCAUGAUUACGAACUCUUUUCAAUGAAAGAAGGAGAGUCGAUUGAAGAGAUGUUUGCCAGAUUCAACAAAAUAAUUAGCGAUCUAAAAGCACUUGACAAACCUUAUACGAGUGGCGAUCAAGUCAGAAAGAUUCUUAGAAGCUUACCAACCACUUGGCAGACCAACGUAGUCACACUUGAAUCUCAGGAUCCAAAUAAGUUAUCCUAUGAUGAACUACGAGGAGAACUCAUAGCCUUUGAAAAGACACAUCUCAAGAAAACUAGUCAAGAAGAAAAAAAGAAAAUAGUCGCAUUCAAAGCCUCAACCAAAAUUGCUGAAAAUGAAAUCGAUGAUAAUCCUGAAGCUCUACAAGAAGAGAUUGUUAUGCUAUCAAGAAACAUAGAUGGCUUAAUGAGAACAUUCAGGAAUAUGAGAAAAGAAAGAAUUCCAUACAGUUGGAGCGAUGAAGAUAGUUCAGAACACGAGGAAAUAGCAAAUCUUUGCUUCAUGACGAUUCUGGAAAAUGAGAUGAACAAAUCCUCAGGAUGUUGGACAGAUGAGGACAUUUCAGAUGAUGAAUGCAAAGAUAACAAUGAGAACUGUUUCAUGGAACGAGGUGAAACAAGUGAGGUAAGAUCUUAUAACUAUGAAAGAUACAAUAAAUUACAGGAUAUUCUUGAUUUAACUUUGAAAAAGUCUCAAAAAAUGAUGAAUGAACUUAAGAGACUCAAUAAAGAAGUUAAAGACUGGAAACUCAAACAUGAAGUAUGUGAAAUCAAAAAAGAAGUACUUCAAGAAGAGUUUGAGGAAUUGCAAAUGCAACUCAAUGGCAUGCGCAAAUCCACCAGUCAUAGUUCUGUCAGGUCAAACCAGGCAACUUACAAGUCAACUGGAAAAGGACCAGCUAGAACAAAAUCCACUAGUACUAACACUAAUGAAAGACCUAAAAGUGGGUCAGGAGUUACGUGUCACUACUAUAACAAAAGUGGACAUAAAUAUUCGUUUUGUCACUUUCGUAAAGCAAAUGUUUCAGGAUGA